UCCGACUCUCGUGGGGAUGUUGGUGAUGAUGGUCAGUCCCUUGAAAUGACAGAGGAAAGGAUCGAUUACCUUCUUAAUAAAUGGUAAGUCCAUUCAAGCAUGCACAGUUCAACCCCAGAAAACAGUAAACAGUUUCCUUGUCAGCCUAUGCUUUUGGUCAUCAAUAAAGCAUUGUGUGUGUGUGUGUGUGUCAGGCCUAACCUCGCUCCCCUGUUGGAGAGGGUGAAGAACAGAAGCACUGCGUUGUCUGUCCCCAACCAGAGCCCAAUGGAGAGAUUCCUUAAACGUCACCUCAGCGUUACACAGCUAUGUGAGCAGUCUUGGUGUGAGAUCAAAAUGGCCUAUGGGUUCUUAAAGCCUAAAGUAAGGAUGAUGGAGAUGCAUAAGUGACAAGUGGGGCCAGUAUUCAUCUCGCCAGAGGUAAGCAACACGUUGCGUUUAUGAUGUGAUUCCAUAUCUCCUCCCAUACGACUAAUGUGCCCUAGAUUAGAAAAUAAGGUUAUAUUACCAUAACCAUACUGAACUAGGCCUACCUCAUGAGCCAAUGCAUUGGCACAUAGAGGUAGGCCUAGGGGAAGAGCAUUGGCACAUAUAAUACUUUAAUGUUAGUAAUUUUGUAACAUACACAUUCAUCCACAGGGAUUUAUGCUAUCGUUGAUCUUUGCUUUCCUUAUGGAUGUUAUGGAGGUAACUAGUUAUUACCCAUGUCCUGACCUUGUAUCUCUGUGUCUAGAACUGGAGGUGAAACCAGAUGUUGUGAGUGUGGCUGCUGUCACCAGUGAGGACAGGGAGGCUCUGAAGCUCAUCAACAUGCUACAGAUGGUCCCAGCUUUAGAGGCAGGUAUGGUGGUACAUUACUUUUAUUUAUUUAUCCCUUAUUUUACCAGGUAAGUCGACUGAGAACACAUUCUCAUUUACAGCAAUGACCUGGGGAAUAGUUACAGGGGAGAGGAGGGGGGAUGAAUGAGCCAAUUGGAAGCUGGGGAUGCUUAGGUUACAUUACAUAUCCAUGUUUUUUCAGAAUUCCUGACUAUCGGCCCAAUCUUGAGCGCUCUAAAGAGGGAAAUGUAAAAUAACAUUACCACUGGAGACCGCCAUCACAGAGUUGUGUGUGUGUGUGUCCCAGGACAGCUUGUGCGGGAGUUCCCAGUGUUUGGUGUGUUGGAAGGGAUGUUCUUCAUGGGUGUGAUUGAUGAGCUGCAUCGUAGUGACUCUGGGGAACUGAAAAUAAAAAUAAAAUACUGGUCCUGAGUGAACUGAAGACCCACAGUCACAACUCUCUGCCCCGCCCAGCCCAGACCAAGGGACACUCUCUACAGGUACACUACAGACAGUCAGACACUCUCUUAUCUUUCUCUCUGACCUCUCUGAUCUUUCUCUUAAGUCUCCCCUCACUUUCUGGUCUCUGACCUUUCUUUCUAACCUCUCUCUGAGCCCUCCUUUAUUUCUCCAUGUGGAAUCUGACCACUAUCUAUAUGAUCUAUUUCUUUGAUCCAUCUCUCUCUCUAUGACCUGUACCUCAUCCUCUCUCUCUCUCUCUCUCGCUGUCUCUCUCUCACUGUCUCUCUCUCUCUCGCUGUCUCUCUCUCACUCUCUCUCUCGCUGUCUCUCUCUCACUGUCUCUCACUCUCUCUCUCGCUGUCUCUCUCUCGCUGUCUCUCACUGUCUCUCUCUCGCUGUCUCUCUCACUGUCUCUCAGGUGGGUAUGUACAAGCUCUUGUUUGACUCCAUGGUCAAGGGUUCUGUGAAGAGGGACCAUCUCCUCCACAACCUUCAGCUGAAUCCUAAUCAGGUCCUUGGAUCAGACCUCCAGACCCACACCCAGACACUGGGCCUCCAGGCAGUCACGUUCAGAGAGCUCCUGGACCACCUACUGGUCGUCCUUACCUGUUCUAACCUCUAUGCUAUCGACAAGCUACGCCUGGAGUAUAGCCACCAGCGCUCCGGAAAGCUCAUUGGCACCAGGGAGGUAGUGUUUGAGGAAGCCCAGCUUAGGGCUAAUAUCAAAGGCUACCUGGCCUACUGGAGGGGCGAGAGGGUGCCCCAGGGACUGGAAGUGGAGGAGGCCUGGAAGUGCAGGAUGUGUCCCUACGAGGAGACCUGUGACUGA
Molecule: messenger RNA, 2110 nt
Organism: Coregonus sp. 'balchen'
Lineage: Eukaryota; Metazoa; Chordata; Actinopteri; Salmoniformes; Salmonidae
Source: the annotation of a GenBank genome assembly